Hibiscus syriacus is the source of this 974-nucleotide messenger RNA. RefSeq lists its product as uncharacterized. The coding region runs from base 111 to 812 and encodes 233 amino acids. Lineage: Eukaryota; Viridiplantae; Streptophyta; Magnoliopsida; Malvales; Malvaceae. The transcript has 10 exons. The record is from RefSeq and is a predicted model, not a curated record.
UCUCUUUUCUGACUCAUUCUUUAGUCUGCCACUUUCUCAAACCCCAAACAAGAGAGAGACCCCAUUUAAGAAAAGGGUUGUUCUUAGAUUUUGAAGUAAAGGCAGAAAAGAUGGCGAACUGGGAGCUACAAAGUUGUUGCAAUCGUAGCCAGACCGCCUUUCUGGUCACAAUUGGUGUCUACAUGGUUGUCAUUCUUCUUCUAUGGAGGACCUUUCUGUUGAGGCCGUUUAAGCUCAUUACGGUAUUCUUGCAUGAAGCAAGUCAUGCUGUUGCCUGCAAGCUUACCUGUGGCCAUGUAGAAGGGAUCAAGGUUCAAGCCGAUGAAGGUGGUGUAACACAGACACGAGGCGGUAUAUACUGGAUUAUUUUACCUGCUGGAUAUCUUGGAUCAUCAUUUUGGGGGAUGGCUUUAAUUCUUGCAUCCACAGAUCUCCUAGCUGCAAGAAUAGCUGCCGGUUGUUUUCUUGUCGCUCUAGUUGUUGUGCUCUUUUAUGCUAAAAAUUGGACACUUCGGGGACUUUGUAUCGGGUUUAUCAUUUUCAUUGCUCUAGUUUGGCUUUUGCAAGAAAGGACAACAGUUCGGAUUCUCCGCUAUGUCAUUCUCUUCAUCGGUGUCAUGAACAGUCUGUUUUCAGUCUAUGAUAUCUAUGAUGAUCUAAUAUCUCGACGAGUCAACUCCAGCGAUGCCGAGAAGUUCGCAGAAAUUUGUCCUUGCCCCUGUAAUGGAGUUGGAUGGGGAUUUAUAUGGGGAAUGAUAUCAUUCAUAUUUCUCGGUAUAGCUGUGUAUGUCGGACUUGUCAUCUUAUCUUGACUCGAGAAACCUACAAAUCAUGGUUCAGAAUGUUGGUUGAAAAUUCAUCUUGGUACAGCAAUGGCAACGUAUGAUAAAAAUGGAGUAGGGCCUUUUGUCCUUCAACAGAACAGUGUAUUUGUUUGUGAUUUGAUUCAUCAUUCAUCAAGCAGAAGAAUACUU